Molecule: messenger RNA, 1825 nt
Organism: Phaeodactylum tricornutum CCAP 1055/1
Lineage: Eukaryota; Bacillariophyta; Bacillariophyceae; Surirellales; Neidiaceae
Exons: 4
Coding region: 1-1425 (474 amino acids)
Biological process (GO): protein modification process
Cellular component (GO): P-body
Source: RefSeq, a predicted model, not a curated record
AUGUCAGAUUUCCAAAUGAUCACCAAAACUUGUCUUUCUGUCCAUGAAACGGGAUGUUUUCAUGUUCUGGGGUUGCAGGCCGAGCUACCCCAAGAGCAAAUAGCGGCUGCGGUGUUGUCGCCGAAGGCUGUCAAGAAAAGUAUUUUUGUCGACAUUGAUGAGCCCUACACACGUAAACAGGUCCAAAAAGCCUUUCUGAAGCGAUCGGAUAUUUUUCUCGUCACCAUGGGUCCGGGUGAAGGAAUUGAUGCGGUCAAGGUUCCAGGUCAUUGUGAAUUCCAGUGGGCCGAGUACGAACGCAUUGACUGGGACGCAGUCUUAGCGGGUAAGCAUGGCGCCUCGUCGUACUGUAUCCGGAAAGGAUUAAGCAGGAAAGCCCAGCUUGCUUAUUAUACCCAUCGGCAUGUCUUAAUCCUGGAUACCUGGUCCGUCUGGGACGAUAAUGCUGGGACGACAAACCAUGAAGGAUUUGCAGAUCUCGUUGUUUCUAUGGGAUCUCCAGCGAUAACCUCGGGUACAUUGAAUCGUCGCUGGAGGCUAGAUCAAAGCCUAAUUGAAGCCAAGCGGUUGAUGCAAUGCGUCAAUUAUAACGGUAGUCAAUGUGAUGGCGAUCCUUUUCCCAUCUGGAUCCUUAAAGGGAGUACCGUGAACAAAGGUGCUGGGAUCUUUCUUAUCCAUUUUUAUGAGGAGUUAGUGGAUAUUUGCUGGAGUGAGCCACAAAUCCGGGAGUGGGUGUUACAACAAUACAUUACAGUGCCGCUACUGCUGCGGAAACGCAAGUUUCACAUUCGGGCUUACGUCGUGGCUGUUUCUGCAAUUAAAGUCUAUUUUUGCCAAGAAUGUCUAGCUCUCUGCUCAGGAACGAAGUACAAGAAUUGCGACACGAAAGAUCUGUUCUCUCACAUAACAAACACUGCGUAUCAGGAUUUGGACCCUGGCUUUAGCGAAGAGAACUGUAUUUUUGUUUGGAAUGAACAGUCGAUUGUUCCUAUCCUGCUUCGAGAUAACACCUGUGAAAAUGAGGAGGAUGCUUGUGCGAAGGUGAGGAACGUAGUUCGCGAUAUGGAGUCUAUUGUUGCCGAACUAUUCAACGCCUACAAAUCAGAAUUCGGGGUUUUUGCACCAAUUGAAGGAUGCUUCGAGCAUUAUGGUCUUGAUUUUUUGGUGGAUGACAACUGGAAUGUCUAUUUGCUAGAAGUAAAUCCUGGGCCGGACUUCAAGCAAACCGGCACACGGCUUCAGGAUGUUGUCGGGAAUUUAAUGCUAGCAACAAUUGACGCCGUAUUUGAAAUAUCAAAUCGGAAAGAGAUCGGCACUCUCAAGUUAGUGUACGAAAACGAGACUCGAGGAGCCAAAGAUCGGGAAGCUGAAGCGCAGUAUAUUAGUAGUGGUAUGCCGUCGUCUAGCCACGAAGGUGCCGGUUGAGAUAUUCGAUAAGUUUGAGAUCAUACAGACUUUCCCAUAUCCCACAUACAAGGAAAUAGAGACCGACAAGUCACGCAAAAGACAUCUUAAUCCGUACGAAAACAAAUCCUGCUUCGUGUGUUAGACAACUCCAUUAGCUCGCAGAUUUCCUUUUCGCAUUGACGAUGUGUACGAAUCGUCGCUUCGCUGCGGAAGCUUAAUGCUCGGAAUAAGAUUUUUUUCCUGUUGCGCGUAUUGGAGGUAUUCCGUAAAGGGCAAGCUUUCGAGGAAUACUGGGCAUCCCCAGAUGUAGGGGUACAUUUCGUCAACAAGGGUACAAGACUGACCACUACCUGUGGAUUCGGCCACGCCAAACAACCUUUCCUCAAAACCAUACGUCAGCGUCAGCGCUUUCCAACCA